GCAGCCAAUGCCGGGACAGGGUUUGCGGUGGCAGAACCUCAAAUUGCCAUGUUCUGUGGGAAGCUAAAUAUGCAUGUGAAUAUCCAGACUGGAAAAUGGGAACCUGACACUUCUGGGACCAAGAGCUGCUUUGGAAGAAAGGAAGAGAUUCUGCAAUACUGCCAGGAGAUGUAUCCAGACCUUCAGAUUACCAACGUUGUGGAAGCCAAUCAACCUGUCAGCAUCGACAGUUGGUGCAAGAGAGGGAAGAAACAGUGCAAGGACCACACUCACAUUGUCGUGCCCUACAAGUGCCUGGUGGGUGAGUUUGUAAGCGAUGUCUUGCUGGUUCCGGAGAAGUGCCGAUUCUUCCACAAGGAGCGGAUGGAUGUGUGUGAAAGCCAUCAGCACUGGCACACCGUAGCAAAAGAGGCCUGUCUGACGGAAGGGAUGAUCCUGCACAGCUACGGCAUGCUGCUGCCCUGCGGAAUAGACAAGUUCCAUGGAACAGAAUAUGUAUGUUGUCCUCAGACAAAGGUUGUGGAUGAGGCUCUGUCCAAAGAGGAAGAGGAUGAAGAUGAGGAUGAAGACUAUGACCUUUAUAAGAGCGAGUUCCCUACAGAGGCAGGUGUCGAAGACUUCACAGGAACAGCUGUGGAGGAAGAGGAAGAUGAGGAUGAUGAAGGGGAAGAGGAGGAAGAUGUGGUGGAAGACCGUGAUUACUAUUAUGAUAGCUACAAAGUUGAUGAUUACAAUGAAGAGACCCCCACAGAACCUAGCAACGACAAGGCUGUUUCCGAAAAAGAAGUCAGCAGCGAUAUGAAAUCUGUCUGCUCCCAGGAGGCGAUGACAGGGCCCUGCCGGGCUGUGAUGCCUCGUUGGUACUUCGACCCUAACAAGAGAAAAUGCAUUCGCUUUAUAUAUGGAGGCUGCGGAGGCAACAGGAACAAUUUUGAGUCAGAGGAGUAUUGUAUGGCUGUGUGUAAAAAGAUGAUGUGCCGAAGCUCCGCUGAUCCUUACCCUCCCUUUGCAGUGCCAACCGAUGAUGUGGAUGUCUACUUUGAAACCCCAGCUGAUGACAAUGAACAUGCCCGCUUCCAGAAGGCGAAGGAGCAGCUGGAGGUCAGGCACCACAACCGCAUGGACCGGGUGAAAAAGGAAUGGGAGGAAGCGGAACACCAGGCCGUUAAUCUGCCCAAGGCGGAAAGACAGACUCUCAUUCAGCACUUCCAAGCAAUGGUUAAAUCUCUGGAGAAAGAGGCAGCCAGUGAGAAGCAGCAGCUUGUGGAAACUCACCUGGCUCGUGUGGAAGCCAUGCUGAACGAUCGCCGUCGCAUUGCUCUGGAGAAUUACCUGGCUGCGCUGCAGGCUGACCCGCCGCGGCCCCACCGCAUCCUGCAAGCUUUGAAGCGCUACGUUCGUGCGGAGAACAAGGACCGUCUGCACACCAUCCGCCAUUACCAGCACGUCCUGGCGGUUGACCCAGAAAAGGCUGCACAGAUGAAGUCUCAGGUGAUGACGCAUCUCCAUGUGAUUGAGGAGCGGAUGAAUCAAAGCUUGUCUCUGCUCUACAAGGUGCCGUAUGUGGCUGAAGAGAUCCAGGAUGAGAUUGAUGAGCUGCUUCAGGAGCAACGCGCCGACAUGGAUCAGUUCACAUCCUCCAUUUCCGAGUCCCAGGUGGAUGUCAGAGUGAGCUCUGAGGAGAGCGAAGAAAUUCCCUUGGAGGGCAAACCUUUCCGUCCGUUCCAGGUGAAAACCUUCCCAGCCUUGCCUGAAAGUGAAGGUUCUGGCAUGACCGAGUUGGAUGGGCUGAUUGGCGCUGAAGAAAAAGUGAUUAACAGCAAGAACAAAGUGGAUGAAAAUGUGGUAAUUGAUGAAACCCUGGAUGUGAAGGAAAUGAUUUUCAACGCAGAGCGUGUCGGUGGGCUGGUGGACGAGCCGGAUAAUGACAACUCCCUUCGGGAUGACUUCAGUUUCAGCAGCAGCGCCCUUAUCGGGCUGUUGGUGAUUGCCGUCGCCAUAGCUACCGUUAUAGUCAUCAGCUUGGUGAUGCUGAGGAAGAGGCAGUAUGGGACCAUCAGCCAUGGAAUUGUGGAGGUUGACCCGAUGCUUACCCCAGAAGAGCGGCAUCUGAGCAAGAUGCAAAACCAUGGCUACGAGAACCCCACUUACAAAUACCUGGAGCAGAUGCAGAUAUAAAAGAGAUGAAGAACGACAGCCCUGACUGGGAAGGGGAGCAGGGCAGAGGGCCAAAGGGGUCCAGCGUUUUGGAUCGACUACUGACCAACAGUUGCUUCGAGAGGACUUCAUCUUACAUUCAGAACUCCUGGAUCAUUAAGACUAUAAUUACUACUGUAGAGUUGCAAUUUCCAUUCUUUUAAAUGGGUGAAGAAAUGAUAAUAUAACAAUAUGAUAUAUAAAUCUCCUUAAAUGGGAAAAUGGAUCUAUUGCAGAUAUUUGACUGAGAUGUAGUUUUCUUUUGUUUUGUUUUGGUUUUUUUUUUUUAAAUAAUCUGAAAAACACCAGUUCCGUUGUACUGUUGUCUGAUACAAGCUCUAUAUAUAUAAAAUGGGAAAUGUUGAUUUUUAUUUCUGAUAGACCACCUGUAUAUUGAGGGUCAUUUGUAGCAGCCUGCCUUGUAAAAAGGAGACAGUUGUGGCUCUUCAGUCAUUUUGGCUUUUAUAUAUAAAGCAGUAUUCUUUAUUUUCCUUUAUUUUUUUUUAAAGUGAAGUUCGCUGGGAGUUGCAAAGAGAUUAAUUUAGGAAUAGGAACUGUGACAGCAGCAUAAGCAAGGAAGCAGUUGGGAAUGGUAACUAACAAAAAUUCUUAUAAUGAGGAAAAAAAAAAGAAAAAGAAACAAAAAAAAUGAAGAAAAACACCCAGAACACCCACCCCAUCCUCAUACGCCAAUGUGUGUGCCCUGCUGCCUGGCGGUUUGGGCUCUAGGAAUCCAGGCUCCCUGGAGGCAAGGAGUUAAAAGGCUUCUAGCAUCUCUGUCGAUAGUUAUUCCCGCGGAAUGUUAGAACAUGGUUUGUGCAUACUGGGGUUUGCACAUUCCCCUUCCAGAUUCAGUUCUAGACUUGGAAGUUCCUGGUGUUGAAUUGAAAUCCUCUGUCUGAACCGGUUUCCUUCAGUACUCACCUGGCAUUAACAGCCCCCUCCCGCUACUACUCCCUAAUUCCCCCAGCUCUCCUGCCUCACCAGCGCGGUAAGUAGUCCGGAGACGCAGGGUUCGGAGCCCCCGCGUCCCUUCUGGUGACGCUGGGCCGUGGGUCGCCCGGCUGUGACCGCUGACUGCGGCCGGCAGCGCCGGGGGAGCUGGUGCACCUGGGCUUCGCUUGAACUGGGGAGGGAAGAGAGGGACGCCUUGGGAAAGGGAUCCUGCCUGCUUUAAGGGAGAUUGGAUGCAUAGGCCCCCGAGAAGAAGAGAAGGGGUGUUGUUCCGCUCACCAUCAUGUCUUUGUAAUGCUUGUAUAGUUGGUGUUAAUGCUCACAGCUUUUUUAAAUCUGGAGGUUCUGGUAACCUGUGGUGUAUUUUUUUUUUCUAUUUUUUUUUUCCCCGUGACUUUUAUUUUUCCUCCCUCCUUCCGUGUCUCUUCCCACUAUGCACAGAUUUACCUGCAAACUCCUUCGUGUGGUCUGUGGGGAAUGUACAAAGUUUAAACACAUCAAUAAACACUUUAACUUCCA
Molecule: messenger RNA, 3669 nt
Organism: Eurypyga helias (sunbittern)
Lineage: Eukaryota; Metazoa; Chordata; Aves; Eurypygiformes; Eurypygidae
Gene: APLP2
Product: amyloid beta (A4) precursor-like protein 2
Exons: 16
Coding region: 49-2178 (709 amino acids)
Biological process (GO): central nervous system development; axonogenesis
Cellular component (GO): membrane
Molecular function (GO): transition metal ion binding; heparin binding; serine-type endopeptidase inhibitor activity
Source: RefSeq, a predicted model, not a curated record